Messenger RNA from Cheilinus undulatus (humphead wrasse), 1774 nucleotides. It is a transcript of the gene rec114, whose product is annotated as REC114 meiotic recombination protein. The transcript has 6 exons. Lineage: Eukaryota; Metazoa; Chordata; Actinopteri; Labriformes; Labridae. The coding region runs from base 124 to 807 and encodes 227 amino acids. The record is from RefSeq and is a predicted model, not a curated record.
UCAUCUGUGUGUACACUUUACGUCGGCAGUUUUUAUGGCACGCGGCCUCACGUAGACGGGACGCCAAGUUUAAAUUUCCGAGCUAGUGUUGAAAACUUAAAAAUAUCGACAGACAGAAGUUAUAUGCUGGACAUGGCAGCUUGUCAAGAGUGGAGAUUAAAGAGAUAUGGUCGUUUUGUUCCUGGCUCAGAGGAAACAGGUGGAAAGGCGUGGAAGGUGUUUGAGACUAAUGAUGACAAGCCAGGAGUUGUUCUCACAAUUUUGGAAUCUGGGUACUUGAUGGUGUUGCAGGGAAAGCAAAGUUUGGAUACAAUUCCUUUGCUUUGUGCUUCAGAUUCUCUCAAAGUAUACCAGAAAUCUGAUAACCUCAUGUUUCAAUUUACUGUGAAGGGAGAGAGGCGCAUGAUGAGGAUGCAGUUUAAUGGAAGUAGCAAAGCUGAGGCUAUCAAGAAGUGUUCAAGUGCUGCGGAAAAAUUGAUGGAGUACAUACCUGUUACCACACAGAAAGACACCCCACUGGCACUGAAUCAGACCCCUGCAGGGGUUACUGCACCAGUAAAACAGAAGACUUCACAGAGAAAGUCUGUGGGAGCUGAACCUGGAGUCGUCAAAGGUUCUUUGUCCAUAGAGCAUCUCACCCAGCACUUCUUAGGAGACACUGCUGUGACACUGCCUCAGGUGUAUCACCACAGUUCUUUGGCACAAGUUGACCUGGGACCCAUCCUGCGUUUAUGUCUUCUUGAUCCCAGCUUUCCUGCCUUUGUGGAUGAUGUCGAGGGGGAGUUGAGGAAACUGCUUGAAGAGUGAGAAAUCUUAUCUGCAGCUGAAAGCAAAAAGGUCAAGUUAGUGCAAUGUGUUCUUUCUUAUACAGUUUGUGUAGGCAGUGCCUGUUGGUGGUGCAGUGUUUGUUGCUUUGCUGCGGAUGUUCUUCUGGAAUAUUGUUACACAUUAGCUGUUAUUGUAUGUGGUCUAAAAAGGAUGCUUUAAAUGAGUUUCCACUGGAGCGAGAACUUAAAAAAAAACAAAGAAUCUGAAACAGAAAAGAAUUUCAAACUUUUUAUUCAGAAAAAAAAUAUUGGUCUCACUCAUGUUUGAUCGUGGCUAUAUACUCUGGUCCCUCAGUUCCCACCUUGAUGCAGGUCCAUUUCCACCUCAACACACAUGGAUACAUUGUAUUGAAACAGGAGUCAUGCAGCUACAGCAGUGAAUUUUGCUAUCCCGCUUCCAAGUGAUUCCCACAAUAUUAAAGCUUCACUGAGUAAAACAAACUGCCCUCCAUAUAUCUAUUUAUGAAUACAUAUUGCAUAGGAUUAUAGCCAUGCUAUACAGUUAAAGAGAAAAAUUAAAAAAUAGAAAUCAAUAAAUGAAAUCGGGAAAUAUAAAAAACAUUUUUUUACAGAUUUCCUAUCAUUUGAACACUCAUACUCAAACAUAUACAAGACACCUAAUUUACUCUGGAAAGAAAAGAAAAUAAUACACAUAUCAUUUUGUUUAGAUAGUUAAACACACAGUAGUCAUUUUCUGUAAUCACUCUCAAUUAAAUUUAAAUACUGCCAGUCGUCGAAGCCCUUGCUUCACAAUAAAAGUUCUGUUUAAAAGUGGGCUUCACAAAAUCAAACAGUUAACUGACCAUGAUAUGCUGUACAAAUUUUCAAGAAUAAAACUAACUAUACAUAUAUAUGUAUUUAUAAAUAUACAUAUAUAUAUUAAAUAGGGAUGACUCCAUAAAAAACAUAGGUCAUUUUAGAUGCAAAAAAAAAAGCCACACGAGGGA